AUGAGCCCCAUAUUCAGUAAGACCAUCUUCAAUGAGCUGCGUCGGGAGGGGACGCUGUGCGACGCCGUGAUCAGAGUCGAUGGCGUCAGCUUUAAGAUCCACAGGAUCGUCCUCUGCAACAGCAGCAUGUUCUUCAGAGAACUCUUCUGCAGUUUAUCUCCACCAUCAGAGCAUCAGGUCUUCAGCUUCUCCCAGGUAUCACCCAUCAUCAUGAGCCUCAUCCUGGACUUCAUCUACACCGGCUCCGUGCUGGUGACUGAGGAGAACGUUCUGGAGCUGUUGGCCGGAGCAGAGUGCUUCUCCGUCCAGGGCGCCGUGAAUGCCUGCUGCCACUUCCUGGAGCAGCGGCUCAACAUCAAGAACUGCGUCCACAUCUGGAUGUUGGCGGAGUUCCACAAAUGUCCCAAGCUGAGGCAGAAGGCCUACCUGUACGUGCUGCAUCACUUCAAGGAGGUGGCAGGCUUCUCUGUGAAGUUCCUGCAGCUCUCCGUGCAGCAGCUGGGAGACUUAAUCGAGCAGGACGAGCUAAAUGUGAAACAGGAGAGCACCGUGUUCGAGGCGGUGCAGCACUGGAUCAACUACGCUCCGCAGGAACGCCAGGGUCACAUGGCCACGCUGCUGAGCAAGGUGCGCCUGCUGUUUUUGCCCAGUAAUUACCUGGUGGAAACUGUAAUUAACACCGAUGUGGUGAGGAAGAGUGUGUCGUGCAUGACGUUGGUGAUCGACGCCAUGCGGACCCUGCGAGAGUCCAACUUGGAGAGACCUUUGACACGGGCCCGCCUCCCCUCUGCGGUGCUUAUGACCAUCGGUGGCAGCGAGAGAGAAUCUUUAACAGACAGGAUGGACUUCUACGAUGUCCGAGCCAACUGCUGGUUGGCCAUGGAGAGCAGAGAAAAGGCCCUUCGAGUUUUGCACGGUUGCGUUUUCCUCAAUGGAUUCAUCUACUGUAUCGGAGGAACUGACCUGCUUAACAUUUUGAGCAGUGUACAAAGGUUCGACCUCGUCAGCCACAACUGGCAGGAGCUGGUGCCCAUUCACAAACCCCGAAAGUGUGUCAGUGCGGUGGCUCUGAACGGGUGCAUAUACGCCAUCGGAGGGACUGACGGAAGCGAACAGAAACUUGCAGAGCGGUUCCAACCAGAGGACAACCGGUGGGUUAUGAUAGCACCGAUGCUCGAGUGCAGGAGUGACGCCUGCGCCGUGGCGCUAGACGGCAAGGUAGGAGGAGCUGAGGACUUUAACGGUGCCAUAGAAAGCAUCUGGUGUUUUAAAUUGUUCUCUGAUGUCUACAAAGAAGGUAUAUAUUUUUAG
Messenger RNA from Eleginops maclovinus (Patagonian blennie), 1311 nucleotides. RefSeq names its product kelch-like protein 10. The record is from RefSeq and is a predicted model, not a curated record. Lineage: Eukaryota; Metazoa; Chordata; Actinopteri; Perciformes; Eleginopidae. Gene Ontology annotation, molecular function: protein binding.